Molecule: messenger RNA, 1217 nt
Organism: Closterium sp. NIES-65
Lineage: Eukaryota; Viridiplantae; Streptophyta; Zygnematophyceae; Desmidiales; Closteriaceae
Source: the annotation of a GenBank genome assembly
CAGCACCCCCAUCCCCCCCAAGGCGUUCGUGGCUGGCGGUGGCGCUGCUGCUGCUGCCGUGUGCCACUGCCUUUGGCCUCGGGGCCUGGCAGAUCCAGCGCUACUACUGGAAGCUGGAUCUAGUGGAGCGGCGGCAGCAGCGCCUGCAGGAGCCACCAGUGCCGCUGCUGGACGCCCUGCAGGCCCACGCGCUCGCCACCGGGGAGGAAGCCGCACUGCCCCUGCUGCCGCCACCACCUGCCACAUCACCAGCCGCUGCCGGGCCUCAUGGGUCUGGCUCGGCAGCGGACGGGUCUGGUUCGGCGGCAGAUGGGCCUGGUUUGGCAGCAGAGGGGCCUGGGUGGGCGGCAGGGGAGUUGGAGUUUCGGCGGGUGGAGUGUGCGGGGCGGUACGACGAUGCUCGGUCGCUGUUUGUGGGGCCCCGGGCGCACACAGUGAGGGGCGCACAGGAGAAGGGGUACUUUCUUGUCACUCCGCUCGUCCCUCCCCCUGGCAGCCAGCAGCCGGCAGUGCUGGUGAACAGGGGGUGGGUGCCGGAGGCAGUGAGGCGAGAGGCAGACACAUGGAUGGCGGGGGAGAGGGCGAGGGGGGCCGCAGGCGAGGUGGGGAAGGAGGAGGUUGAGAGCGGUGGCAGUGGGACGAGCAGGAGUGGUGGUGGCGGAAGCAGCAGCAGUGGAAGCAGCAGCAGCGGUGACGUUAGUGAGAAGGGCAGCACGAGGGGGUGGUUUGGAUCAGGGGGCGGUACAGCGCGUGCCUCAACCGGCGCUGGGACAGCACUUGGCAAGCCCAACGCCCCUCCUGUGAUCCAUGUGUCCGGGGUGGUGCGAGGCAGCGAGAAGCCGAACCACUUUGUGCCGCCCAACGCGCCGGAGCACGGCGAGUGGUUCUGGGUGGACGUGCCUGCCAUGGCCCAGGCCUGUGGCCUGCCACGUGGCACUCUGCUAUUGGACGCCAUGAAACCAACCGAGGACGAGGAGGAUGAGAAGGAGCGUACGUCGGACAGCAGCAGCAGCAGCAGCAGCGGGCAGGCGGGUGUGUGUCCUGCAUUCUCCAGCGACCCGCGCUUCCCUCGCCCCAAGGACCCGGAGGAGCUCGUGAAGCUGCCAGUCAUGCCCACCGACCACAUCACCUACGCUGCCACCUGGUUUUCUCUCUUCACAGCCACGUCAGUGAUGGCUUACAAGCGCCUUCGAGUCGUGCCCAAGAAGGUGCGCUAG